CUGCUGGGGAAAUAAUCCCCUUUCCUUUCCCUCUCUCCCUGCAUGGUGGGGGCCCUGGUGGCCUGAGGGCAGCUCCCUCCUUGGAGGCGGCCAGCAAGCAAACAAACGUGGCUCUCCAUCUGGAAGGCACCAACACAGAGCCCCACCUCCAGCUGGUGAGAGCAGAGCAGGCAGCGAUGGCUGGGAGGAACGCAAGAACCGAACAUUUGGAGCCGCCCUCAGCGGAGUUUGCAAGCGGGCUCAGCGGGGCUCCUUAGCAAGGAGGGGUACCCUGGCCCAUUUGUGCCUCUCAGCGUUCACCCUCAAAGACUCCUGUGGGGGGACUGGGAGGGGAAGGUGCCACCAAGAAACCCUUUGGACAAAGUUCUGCUUGCAGGACCCAAUCUGGGUCACUCACCGGGACCAGAGGUUUCAUCUUCUCAGUUUUUGGAUUCAUGCUGGAGCCCAUCCUCCUGCCCAUCUUCCAACCUUUUGGCCAAAGUUCUGCUUGUUCGAGUUUCCCAUGAUGGAAAGCCCUGGAAGUGAGCAGCCCCUGGAAACUACGCAGAGGGGGGAACACUUUGUCCAAAGGUCUCCUCAGAGGAAUCAGGAGAAACUCUCCAGAUGCUCCGAGUGUGGGAAAUCCUUUGCUCACCGGUCCCUCCUUUUGAUCCACCGGACGCUGCAUAAGGGGAAUGGAUCCCACCUGUGUUUCCUUUGUGGGAACUCCUUUCCUGGACUGUGGAGCUUUGCCAAACAUCUCCGGAGCCACCCUGGACUGAAGCCUUACAAAUGCGGAGAGUGUGGGGAGCGUUUUGCUAAAGGCUCAGACCUUGGAGCCCAUCAGCGAAUCCACCAGGGAAAGAGAUCUCAGGAAUCCUGGAAGCGCUGGGGAAGAUUUCCUGAGAGAUGGCGUCUUUCUAGGCCUCAGAACAGCCCGACUGAAGAGAAGCCCUGCAAGUGUGUGCAAUGUGGGCUGUGCUUUCCCCAAAACUCACAGCUACUUAAACAUCAGCAAAUCCACACCAGAGGGAAACCUUAUCAAUGUCUGGAGUGUGGGAAAUCUUUCCGUUAUAAACAAUUAUUUAGAAAACAUGAGAAAAGUCACACAAGGCAGAGUCCUUAUAAAUGCUUAGAGUGUGGGAAAUUUUUCACUCGGAGCUCAACUCUUUGCAAACACAAUAAAACACACACAAAGAAGCAAAGCAAAACGUGUCUAGAAUGUGGGAAGUGUUUUUCCAGCAAAUCAUGCCUGCUGAAACAUCAGAGAAUUCACACUGGGGAAAGACCCCAUGAGUGUCCAGAAUGUGGGAGAUGUUUUGGCAGAAAGUCAACCCUAAUUCAACAUCAGAGACUUCACACUGGGGACAGACCCUAUCAAUGCCCAGAAUGUGAGAAACGAUUUGUCAGUUCUUCUAAACUUCGGAGCCACCAAAGGACGCACACGGGAGAAAAACUAUAUAAAUGUAAGGAUUGUGAUAAAUGUUUUUUUUUUAAGGAAGGUCUUUUUCGACAUCAGAGUAUCCAUACAGGGGUGAAGCCCUAUAUGUGCAUCGAGUGUGGAACAUUUUUCCGUGCAAAAGAAAACCUCAGAAGGCAUGAGAAUGUUCACAGAGGGGAAAAAAACUUCAAAUGUUUAGAAUGUGGGAAAGCAUUUACUCAUUCAUCAUCCCUUAGAAUGCACUGGCAAACUCAUACGGGUGAGAAACUCCACAAAUGCUCAGUGUGUGAGAAAUCUUUCAGCCGGAAAGGUACACUUGCGAUACAUCAGAGAAUCCACUUAGAGAAGCAAUAUAAAUGUCCAGAGUGUGAGAAAACUUUCCGUUGCAAAUAUUCUCUUAGAAAACAUGAGAGGAUUCACAAAGGAGAGAAGCCUUUCAAGCGUGUGCAGAAAAAUGAAAAGUGCCCAGAAUGUGGGAGAUGUUUUGGCAGAAAGGCACACCUAAUUCAACAUCAGAGUCUUCACACCGGAGAAAGUCCCUAUCAGUGCCCAGAAUGUGGGAGAUGUUUUGGCUAUAAGCAACACCUAAUUCGACAUCAGAAACUUCACACUGGAGAAAGACCCUAUCAGUGCCCAGAAUGUGAGAAAACAUUUGUGGAGUCUGCUGAACUUCGGAGACAUCAGAAGGGGCACACAGGAGAGAGGCCCUAUAAAUGUGGGGAAUGUGGAAAAAGUUUUCUCACAGCAACACUGCUUCGGGUUCAUCAGAGAAUCCACACAGGGGAGAAGCCAUACCUGUGUGUGGAGUGUGGGAAAGGUUUUUCCCAAAAACAACACCUUGGAAAGCAUCAAAAAAUCCAUACUCGGGUGAAGCCAUAGAGAUGCAUAGAGUGUGGUAAUGUUUUGCUCAAAAGCAAGACAUCAGAAAAAUCACAUUCAGUUUCCAAAAUAGGAAAAUGGAAGACAAAAUAGAAUUGAUGAGGAAAAGUGAUUUAGGAGAAAUGAUACAAAAGUAAGACAUUUGGAUAUUGUUACAAAAAAUAAAAUUCAAUGUCAAAAUAAUUCUGAAAAGGGAUGGAAUCAAAUUGAAAAGGAUCUAGUAAAAUGGGAAAAAAAUACAAUUGUCAUUGAUUAUAGAAGUUCUAUAAUUAAAAGCGACUAUAUUACUA
Messenger RNA from Pantherophis guttatus, 2589 nucleotides. The record is from RefSeq and is a predicted model, not a curated record. NCBI's taxonomy places the organism in Eukaryota, Metazoa, Chordata, Lepidosauria, Squamata, Colubridae.